AUGUCAGAUCCAAGUUCAAUCAAUGGGGGUUCAGCUCUUGCAAUGGUUGGUAAAGAUUGUGUUGCCAUUGCUUGUGAUUUAAGAUUAGGAAGUCAAUCCUUGGGAUUAGCUAACAAUUUUGAAAAAAUAUUUAAGAUAAAUGAUAAAGUUAUGAUGGGUUUAACGGGUUUAGCAUCAGACGUAACUACAUUACAUGAAUUAUUCAGAUUCAAAAAUAAUUUAUAUGAAUUAAGAGAAGAAAGAAAGAUUGAACCAUCGACUUUUGCAAAUUUAGUAAGUUCUACAUUAUAUGAAAAGAGAUUUGGUCCUUGGUUUACUGGUCCUUUAGUUGCUGGGUUAGACAAACAUAACAAACCUUUUAUUUGUGGAUUCGAUUCAAUUGGUUGUAUUGAUUAUGCAAAAGAUUUCGUAGUUAGUGGUACAGCUUCUGAUCAAUUAUAUGGUAUGUGUGAAGGUUUAUAUCAACCAAAUUUAGAACCCGAAGAUUUAUUUGAAACUAUAAGUCAAAGUUUAUUGAAUGCUGUUGAUAGAGAUACUUUGUCAGGUUGGGGUGCUAUUGUUUAUAUUAUUACAAAGGAUAAAGUCAUCAAAAAAGUAUUAAGAACUCGUCAAGAUUAG
Molecule: messenger RNA, 618 nt
Organism: Yamadazyma jaroonii
Lineage: Eukaryota; Fungi; Ascomycota; Pichiomycetes; Serinales; Debaryomycetaceae
Source: the annotation of a GenBank genome assembly